This is a messenger RNA of Durotheca rogersii, 1560 nucleotides long. RefSeq lists its product as uncharacterized. Lineage: Eukaryota; Fungi; Ascomycota; Sordariomycetes; Xylariales; Xylariaceae. The record is from RefSeq and is a predicted model, not a curated record. Bases 244 to 1452 code for a protein of 402 amino acids. The transcript has 5 exons.
CUGCUCGCGCGCACACCUGCAAUCCGACUUUGAGAUCUGGUUUCGGUCUUUGGUCGCGUGUGUUGCGAUGCAUGUCGACGCCGGGAGAAUCGCCAUAGCCGCCCAGAGGCUGUCCCCCUACCUACCUACAACUCCGAUCGACGCGGCCGCCUCGAGAGCCUCUGCUUACUCGUAGAGCCGCCGAGGUUUAUCGCUCUCUGGCAUUGGAUAUCGCUGAUUUCCAGCGAGCGCGCUCCCCUCAUCAUGGCUGACCUGGAUGCCAUCCUCGACGCGCCCGCCCUCCCGCCUCCCCCCGGCGUCACGUCGAAUUUCGAUAACCCGGAGAGGUACAACACAUCGGGGUACGCUCUAUGCUCGUUAUUUCUGGCAUUGGGAACCAUUGCGAUAGGUUUGCGAGUCUACUCUCGGGUUGUCCGCACAGGAAAGAUCCGGUUAGAAGACUUCCUGGGCAUUGCUGGGUUUAUCCUCUUCGCGGCUUAUAUCGUUGCCGUCCUUCUGGUGGUCGGGCGCCCGGGUUUCUACGUCCAUCAGUGGGAUAUUCGCGUCCGGGACAUGUCCCGCAUCCUAUAUAUCUUCUACCUCAGCUCUAAUUUCUACAACGGCGCCAUCGGGUGCCUAAAAGUCGCCAUCCUGCUCGAGUGGCUGCAUGUGUUCAACCCGUUGUCCCUGCGAAAUGCCUUCUUCUGGACCUGCCAAGUUGUCCUGUGGAUAAACAUCCUCUACUACGCUGGCUCUGCCUUCGCCAUAAAUCUCAUCUGCCAACCGCACAGGAAGAUCUGGGAUAAGACGAUCACCGAAGGCUACUGUGGCGAUUCCAAUAUUCUCUAUCUUUCGGGGACGAUCGUGAAUCUGAUCUCAGACGUGCUUAUCCUGGGCCUUCCGCAAGGAGUGAUAUGGUCGUUAAAGAUGACGACGCCGAGGAGAAUAGGCAUUUCUGUCAUAUUUGCCAUAGGAGUCCUAUGCUGCAUCGUCGCAUGCUUUCGAAUCGCUUCGACUGUCGAGCUUCCCACCAUAGCGGACUUUAUCUUCGUGCUGCCCAAGCUGGCGUUCUGGGGUUCCGCCGAGAUGCUCCUCGUACUACUCGUCUUCUGCGUGCCCGCGUUUCCGAAUGCGUUCAAAGGCCUGGGACUGAUGCGAGACGAUACGACGAACGUAUCAUCCCACAAGGGCUCGUCGCUGGAUAGCCGCAAGCAAAUGUGGACUCGGACCUACGCCUCUGCCCGUCCCCAGAGCGACUAUCAGAAGAUCAGCGACUACAACCUCGUGCCCGUCGGGAACAGUAUGCCCCCCGAGGUCGCCGCUACGGCUUCGUCAUCCGAGGUGCACAGCGACCAGGAACCUCAUGCGAUCACGAUUCCCGAAGGUGGAAUCGUCUGGACUCGGGAGUUCUCAGCUAGGGAAGAGUUUAUUCCUCCGCCACCGACCCACGACGGUAAACGACAGAAUGUGUAGAUACACGAGCGCAGAGGCUGCAUUUGUUUUAGAAGAAUACACGGGCCGCCCCCCUUAUUAAAUGACGAGCAUGAAAUAUACCCUGGUAUACCCUUUCGCUACAAGAGC